Molecule: messenger RNA, 1003 nt
Organism: Quercus lobata
Lineage: Eukaryota; Viridiplantae; Streptophyta; Magnoliopsida; Fagales; Fagaceae
Exons: 1
Coding region: 270-923 (217 amino acids)
Source: RefSeq, a predicted model, not a curated record
AAUCAAAUUUUCUCUCACUUUUACCCACUCUCUCCAAAGUCCAACAACCCCUUUUCCACUCCUAAAUAAAUAAAUAAUAUUUCCUCUUCUAGAAGCCCUUAACCCCAACCUGACACACACUCUCUCUCUCUCUCAUAUCUAGAAGUCUAGAAAAAUCACUAUAUAUAUAAAAAUUGGUCUCGGUCCACUUUCACAAUCACCCCCAACCAACAACAACAACAACAACAAGUUCUCCUUCAAAAAAAAAACCAUUCUCAAAAUCUUUAACCAUGGAGGACAAAACAUAUCUCCAAAGCCCCGAAGAUCUUGAGGAAGACGCGCUCUCACUCUGUGACCUUUCCAUUCACGAUGUAAACGCAGAGCUCGAAGAACCCAACUCUUUUUCUUCCUAUUCUGACUCUCCUUCACGACCAGACUUGUUCGAGUUCUCCACCGCCAACCCAACAAUCAAAAACGACGCCGUAAUCUUCUGCGGCAGAGUCAUACACCAGAAACACCACCAAGAAGAAGAGCAUCCCAGGCGAAGAGUUCUAUGGGGAUCAGAGUCUUUCAACAAGUCCCAGAAAUUCCACUCCGCUAGGAUCACCGGCCACACCCGGUCAAGCUCGCUAAGUGUACCGGCGACCGGGAGUUUCCGGUACCAGAAGUGCGAGUCGAAGAAGCACAAGGUGAUAAUUGGGCUGGCGAAGAUUCAGCCCCAGAUGGAGCUGAGUGAGAUAAGGAAGAGACAGGCUCGGCGGGGCCCGGUACCGAUGAUUCCGGUUGUUGUUGACGGAAGGGAACCGGUGAUUGUCGGUGGUGAUGGUGGUAAGAAGAGCGGAGGGACUGGGCCUGCGAAGAGUCCUUGGGCGUUGCUGAGAUGUAGGGCCCACUUCGCUAGCGUGUUGGCUCGAGCGUCUUCUGCUUGCUUUCCGCUUUUGUGACCAUUUCCACUCAUUGCAAAUUUAUUUAUUUUUUUGGUAUUGUUAAAUGUUACUUGCUAAUAAUACAUUUAUUUAUUUUA